Messenger RNA from Apis laboriosa (Himalayan honeybee), 770 nucleotides. RefSeq names its product coatomer subunit zeta-1 (gene zetaCOP). Bases 88 to 693 code for a protein of 201 amino acids. The transcript has 5 exons. The record is from RefSeq and is a predicted model, not a curated record. Lineage: Eukaryota; Metazoa; Arthropoda; Insecta; Hymenoptera; Apidae. Gene Ontology annotation, cellular component: COPI vesicle coat. Gene Ontology annotation, biological process: intracellular protein transport; retrograde vesicle-mediated transport, Golgi to endoplasmic reticulum; intra-Golgi vesicle-mediated transport.
GUUUUUUUUUUUACAUAAAUUGCAUAGCAAAGUCCACUUCUUAAUAAUAUAUUCUUGAUGUAAGUAUUGUCUCGUGCAAUCGUAAUCAUGAAUCGUGCUGGAUCAUCGAAAGUCGUGCAACAUAACCUCUCUUCAAUGCUUCAGAGUGACCAGGAUCGCGAUUUUCGGCAACGCGAACCAACGCUUUAUACUGUCAAAGGUAUGGCCAUUCUGGACAACGAUGGCAAUAGAAUAUUAGCUAAAUAUUAUGAUAAAAAUAUAUUUCCUACAUCAAAAGAGCAAAAGACAUUUGAAAAAAAUCUUUUCAACAAAACACACAGAGCAAAUGCAGAAAUUAUUAUGCUGGAUGGUUUAACAUGUGUUUAUAGGAGUAAUGUAGACUUAUAUUUUUAUGUUAUGGGAAGUUCUCAUGAAAAUGAGUUGAUUUUAAUGAGUGUAUUAAAUUGUUUAUAUGAUUCAGUAAGUCAAAUUUUAAGAAAAAAUGUCGAAAAGAAAGCUGUUUUAGAUAGCUUAGAUAUAGUCAUGUUAGCAAUGGAUGAAAUUUGUGAUGGAGGAAUAAUUCUUGAUGCUGAUGCCACAAGUGUAGUUCAAAGGGUGGCAUUAAGAACUGAUGACAUUCCACUUGGAGAACAAACAGUCGCACAGGUUUUGCAAUCUGCAAAGGAACAACUCAAGUGGUCAUUACUAAAAUAAGAUUUAUGUAUUAAAAAUCGUAUGAAAUAUUCAAUUGUAUGAAAUAUUAUUUUAAAAUAUAAAAAAGUAAAAAAUUG